Messenger RNA from Rana temporaria (common frog), 11064 nucleotides. RefSeq names its product laminin subunit alpha 3 (gene LAMA3). Lineage: Eukaryota; Metazoa; Chordata; Amphibia; Anura; Ranidae. Gene Ontology annotation, biological process: cell adhesion; regulation of cell adhesion; regulation of cell migration. The record is from RefSeq and is a predicted model, not a curated record. Gene Ontology annotation, molecular function: signaling receptor binding. The transcript is spliced from 77 exons. Bases 155 to 10450 code for a protein of 3431 amino acids.
CACACUCCGCUCUGCUUUGUUUUCCGCCUCUGACAGCAGCAGCGCUGGAUCCAGGGGGAGGCGGUGUGCAUGGAUCGCACGAUCUGCAGGGGAUCUGCUGGGAUCUAGGAGGAGAUCUGCUGGGAUCUAGGAGGACUGUGUGUCCCUGAACAUAAUGAUGAGGACCGGGGUCUCACCGUGCCCAUGGGGCAUCCUGGGCAGAGGAGAUCUGCUGGCAUUAGUGCUUUGCUUGUCCAUGCUGCACAUGGGAGGAAGCCAGAAGUCUGCAGGUGGAUUCAGUCUUCACCCUCCAUACUUCAACCUGGCAGAAGGGGCAAGGAUCAGGGCAAGUGCUACCUGUGGGGAGGAGAGGAGCUCCGGGAGAGAAGGAGAGGAGCCCCAGCCUAGGAUGGAUCUCUACUGUAAGCUGGUGGGAGGACCAGUGCUGUCAUCACAUACUAUCCAGGGGCAGUUUUGUGAUUUUUGUGACACUUCAGAUCCUAAUAAAGCAUACCCUGCAUCCAAUGCUAUUGAUGGAACGGAGCGAUGGUGGCAAAGCCCACCAUUAUCAUUGGGGCUGCAUUACAAUGAGGUCAAUGUCACUAUAGAUCUUGGUCAGCUCUUCCAUGUGGCUUAUGUUCUCAUCAAGUUUGCCAACUCCCCUCGUCCUGAUCUUUGGGUUCUAGAGAGAUCCACUGACUUUGGAAACACUUACAUGCCUUGGCAAUACUUUGCUAAUUCUAAACAUGACUGCUUGCAUCAGUUUGGAAAGGAGACCAAACAACCUAUUAUUAAAGACGAUGAUGUAAUUUGCACAACGGAAUAUUCCCGCAUUGUCCCUCUAGAAAAUGGAGAGGUGGUAGUCAGGUUAGUGAGUGGACGACCAGGUGCUAAACAUUUUACGGACUCUCCUGUACUGAGAGAAUUUACAAAGGCUACGAAUAUAAGGCUGCGUUUCCUCAGGACAAACACGCUGCUUGGACACUUAAUAUCUAAAGCAGAAAAAGAUCCAACAGUAACACGCAGGUACUACUAUAGUAUUAAAGACAUCAGUAUUGGAGGUCGCUGUGUAUGUCAUGGCCAUGCUGACGUCUGCACUGUGAGAAAUGAUGGCAACCAGAAUCUGUAUCAGUGCCAGUGCCAGCAUAACACAUGUGGGGAGAUCUGUGACCGCUGCUGUCCUGGUUAUAAUCAGAUGCCAUGGCGGCCUGCUGGUGUUGACACAGCCAAUCAAUGUGAACUUUGCAAUUGUCAUGGACAUGCCUCUGACUGUUAUUAUGAUGCUGAAGUAGAUUAUCAGCAAGCAAGUCUAGAUAUACAUGGCCAGUACAAUGGGGGAGGAGUUUGCAUUAACUGCCAGCAUAACACAGCAGGUGUGAAUUGUGAGAGAUGUGCUGUGGGAUACUAUCGACCAUAUGGCGUUUCUAAAGAAGCACCCAAUGGCUGUUUUCCUUGCAGCUGCAACCCUCAACAGUCCGAUGGAUGUGAAGAAGGAUCGGGAAGAUGUUAUUGUAAGCCCAACUUUACUGGAAUUAAUUGUGAGAGGUGCUCCGAAGGGUACUAUGGGUAUCCGGCCUGUCUACGAAUUCCAUUUUACCCUGUACCUACUACAUCGUUUCCUCUAACGCCGACUGCUGGCAGCAUAAAAGGUUGCAAUUGUACGGGCGUUGGAGCAUUAAGCCAUAACUGUGACAGACUGACUGGACAGUGUCCUUGCCGGGGUGGUUUUCAGGGUACUGCUUGUGAUCGGUGUGCUGCUGGCUUCUUCCAUUAUCCAGUCUGCCAAAGAUGUGAUUGCAAUCCCAAUGGAGUGCUCCCUGAAGUAUGCAACCCUGCUGGGCAGUGCCUGUGCAAGUUUAGGAUGGAGGGGGAACGUUGUGACAAGUGUCGCAAAGGCUAUCAUUCUUUUCCUAGCUGUUUCGAGUGCGACUGUGAUAUGUUUGGUGCUUCUAACCCAUCAUGUGGUACUCGUGGUGAAUGUCUCUGUCGCCCUAACUAUGCCGGGCAAACAUGUAAUGAAUGUGCACCUAAUUUCUACAGCUACCCCUCAUGCCUGCCUUGCCAAUGUUCAGCUCAAGCCUCGUUUCAGAGUACAUGCAACCCUGUGACUGGGCAAUGUGAAUGUCGACCAGGGGUAACUGGACCGAAAUGUGACAGGUGCUCAUCUGAACUGGAUGAUUAUCCAUCUUGUCAUGGCUUUAAUGGGGAAUGUAACCCAAUUGGGACCAUCAAUUCUCAAGCCGGCCGUUGCCAGUGCCAGCCUAGAGUUGAGGGUAUAACCUGUGAUCAUUGCAAGCCACUAUAUUGGAAUUUGGAUAAAGAAAAUCCUCAAGGCUGCAUUGAUUGCUCCUGUGAGAUAGAUGGAACAAUAAGUGGAAUAGGGGAAUGCCACCAGACUGAUGGUGACUGCCAUUGUAAGCCAAACGCUUGCAGCUCAUCCUGUGGAACCUGUGAUGAUGGAUAUUUUUUCCUAGAAGGCAGGAAUUAUUUUGGAUGCAAAGGCUGUCAGUGUGAUGUGGGAGGAGCAGUCAGUCACCUGUGUGAUGAAUCGUCAGGAAAAUGCUCUUGCAGAAAAAACAUUGAAGACAACAACUGUAAAAUACCAAAGCAAAGCUUCUACUUCCCUGACCUCUAUCAAAUGAAAUAUGAAAUAGAGGAUGGCACAAGUUCUGAUGGAAGGGCCAUUCGUUUUGGAUACAACGCAGAGGAGUUUCCUGGGUUUAGUUGGCGGGGAUAUGCUCCCAUGUCAGCCAUACAAAAUGAAGUUAGGAUCCCUGUUAGCGUGGGUAAAUCAAAUCUCAACUUAUUUCGUAUUAUUUUGAGAUACAUUAAUCCUCAAGUGAAUCCUAUAACUGGGCACAUUACUGCUUUCAGAUCUCGACCUAGCAAAGGAUCAUUGGACAUCAAAGAGGUCGUGUUCCAUUCAAGUAAAGAACCAGCAUUUCUUACUGUGCCGGGAAAAAGUUUUGCCGAGCCAUUUUCUUUGGCGCCUGGAAACUGGAUCAUUAAAAUUGUAGUGGAAGGAGUGCUUUUGGAUUACCUUGUGUUACUGCCAAGUGAUUUCUAUGAAGCGUCCAUUUUACAGCUAAGAGUUACAGAGCCAUGCAGCUAUAAUGGGUUUGCUGGUGAAAACUGUCUUGUGUAUCAACAUUUGCCAAUGGAGAGGUUUAAGUGUGUUCAUGGCCCUGAUAUGGAAUACUUCAAACAAGAUGGAAUAAACCGGCCAAUAAUUGUUCGGAAACCAAGCAGCGGGAGCCCACCAGUAGCUUAUAUUUCAGGAGGACAGGUGGAGCUCCGAUUCAGGGUAAAUGUCCCCAAGGCUGGAUUUUAUGUGCUUGUGUUUGAAUAUGCCAACGAAGACCCUCAGCAAUAUAUUCUUAAUGUGUUUACAGCCAGUAACCCUUCUACUUCAGCCAGAGUCAGGCUCUAUAACUGCAAAUACAGCUCCCUUUGUCGCAGUAUUGUGGUGGACAGCAUGAAUCGCAUUGCAACAUUUGAGUUGUUUUCAGAGGUAGAAAUUCAAGUGACAGCAACUUCAGUCAGCUUCAUGUUGCACUCUGUAUGUGUGGUUCCCAUAGAAGAGUUUACUAUUGAAUAUGCAGAGCCCAAGGUGCAAUGUAUCGCUGCUUAUGGGCGUAUUCCAGGUCAAAGCCCAUCGUGCAUUCAAUCUUCAGUCUAUGAAACUCCACCUCUGGCGUUGUUCCUGGACUCUGUCAAAGAUGCUGUAUAUUCUGAUGGACAGAAACCCAUAGUACAAGAACAUGUCCCAGGACCAGGGCUUCCAGGUCACUCAGGCAACAGAGUACAGCUAAAAUCACCACAGAAUGACAUCACUUUGGCAAGAAGAAUACCCCAUACAGAGAGAUAUGUCUUCAUUGUCCAUUACUACCAGGCUGAAAACCCCACAUUUCCUGUAUCAGUGGUAGUGAAUGGGGGAGCACAAUAUUCAGGUACUUUCAACGCUUCAUAUUGCCCUCAUGUGUUUGGCUGCCGAGAAUUGGUAGUUGCCGGUAAUCGUAUUGGCCUCGAUGUCACUAACCCAGACCUGUCAGUGACAGUGACAGCUCCUCCAGAUAAGUUACUGAUUUUGGAGUCCAUCCUGCUGGUUCCAACAGACAGUUACUCCUAUGACCUUCUGCAAGAGAAACCCUUGGAUAAAUCUUUUGACUUCAUUAAUAUAUGUGGGGAAAACAGCUUUUAUAUUGAUCCAAUUACCUCACCUGAGUUCUGCAGAGAUUCAGCAAGAUCACUUGUUGCAAAUUAUAAUGAUGGCGCAUUGCCAUGCCAAUGCAACCUAGAGGGAGCCACUAGCCCCAACUGCAAUCCUAUGGGUGGACAGUGCAGCUGCAGACCUAACGUUAUUGGGAGAACAUGUAGUCAGUGUGCUACUGGCUACUAUGGAUUUCCCUACUGUAGACCAUGUAACUGUGGUCGCCGUCUUUGUGAUGAAGUAACUGGCAGAUGCAUCUGUCCUCCCCAUACCAUCAAACCUUCAUGUGAAGUGUGUGAACAACAGUCAUUCAAUUACCACCCUCUUUUGGGAUGUGAAGGGUGCAACUGUUUACCCAUAGGCAUAAUACAGCCAUCCCACCCAGAGUGUGAUGGGAUAAGUGGACAGUGCAGAUGUAAACCAAGAAUAACAGGCAGGCAGUGUGACCGCUGUGCUCCAGGUUAUUUCCGCUUUCCUGACUGCCUUCCAUGUAUCUGCAAUCCAGAUGGGACACUUCCUCAGAUCUGUGACCACCACACUGGUGUCUGCUUGUGCAAGGAAAAUAUUGGAGGUACAAGAUGUGAUGCUUGCCAGACUGGGACAUUUUAUUUUGAUCCUUCAAACGCCAAAGGAUGUACCAAGUGUUUUUGUUUUGGGGCAACAGAUGUUUGCCAUUCUUCCAAUAAGCACAGAAAAAAGUUUGUAGACAUGAGGUCAUGGAGUCUCGAGGCACCAGAUCAGACCCUAGUGGCUAUCACUUUCAAUCCAGGCAGCAACAGUGUUGUAGCAGAUGUGCAAGAAUUACCACUGUCUGUUCACAGUCUGUACUGGGUGGCACCAGAGUCAUUCUUGGGUGAGAGGAUUUCAUCAUAUGGCGGCUCUCUGACAUAUCAGCUGAAGUCCUUUGGCUUACCAAGUGAAGGCAUGGUACUUCUAGACAAGCGGCCGGAUGUUCUGUUAACAGGUAGACAAAUGACUGUUGUUUAUGUGGAUCUCAACAAUCCUUUACCAGACAGGCAACAUUAUGGUCGUGUUCAGCUUGUGGAGGGGAACUUCCGGCAUGCAAGCAGCAACAGCUUAGUGUCUCGAGAGGAGCUUAUGAUGAUCUUGUCCAGACUGGAAAGUUUACAUAUCCGAGCCUUGUAUUUCACUGAGACUCAGCGCCUCACCCUUGGAGAGGUUGGCCUUGAAGACAUCACCAUCUCAGGAAGUGGGCGUGUAGCACACAGUGUAGAGAUAUGUGCAUGCCCUCCCGAAUAUACAGGUGAUUCAUGCCAGGAAUGUGCACCUGGACACUACCGUGAGAACCAAGGAUUGUACUUAGGAAGGUGUGUCCCAUGUAGGUGUAAUGGACAUUCAACGCGAUGCAACGAUGGGUCAGGAAUAUGUAUUAACUGCCAGCAUAAUACCGCAGGUGACCACUGUGAAGUGUGCAAAGAAGGUUACACUGGGAAUGCUGCAGAGGGGUCAUGUAGCUUAUGUGCUUGUCCUCUCCCUGUGCUUUCAAACAGCUUUGCCACAGGAUGUACAGGUAGUGGGAGAAAUCUAAAGUGUUUUUGCAAGCCAGGAUACGUUGGAUAUAACUGCGGAGAAUGUGCAUUAGGAUACUAUGGCAAUCCAUUACGGUUGGGUGGCAAGUGUCUGCCAUGUAAUUGUGGAAAUAAUGGGCAGUUGGGCAGUUGUGAUCCUUUAACUGGAGAAUGCUUUGAUGAAGAUCCAAAGGACACUGGAGAUGAUGAAUCAUGUGACAGCUGCGUUGAUGCUCUAAUGAUGGAUCUCAUGACUGUACAAGAUGAACUCAACCUGAUAAAGGCCAGGCUGCAAAGCUUUAAUACCUCGAGCCGUUCACUGAAGCAGAUUAGAGAUCUGGAAGCUCGCAUCCAAGAAGUGAAACUACAGUAUGACAUUUAUAACAGUAAACUCACAAGUCAACGACAGAAAGUGGACAGUGUGGAGAAAGACACUAACAAACUCAAACAGGACAUAGCAGCUCUGCUUGAAAAGGCUCAAAUGAAUUUUAAGAAGUACGAAGACAUCAUGAAAAAUGCUGAUAAUACUUUCCGUAGCGCUAGCAAAAUGCUUCUGAACAUUGAUGUACUCGUGAAGAACAUUAACAUCCUCAUUAAAGAGAUUGCAAGUGGACCAUCUGACCCAUCAAGUGCUGGAGAAGUGUCUUCUAAAAUGGCUGAGGUUCAACGCAUGUUAAAUGAGAUGCGAAAGCGCAACUUCAACACACAGAAAGCGGAAGCAGAACGUGAGAAAGAAGAAGCCAAAUCUUUACUGAACCGCGUGAGAAACCAGUUCCAGAAGCAUAUUGACCAGCAUAAGGAGCUCAUGAAGGAAAUCAAUAAGUCAAUAAAAGAUUUUGAAGCCAAAAUAAAUGAUCUCCAAGAUGCUCUAGGUGAGGCUUCAGCACAAACCAAACAAGCAAAUAACCUCAACAAAGACAACAUAGUUAUCCUGGAUGAUCUUAAGAAAAGAGUUGCUGAAUUAACCAAACAACAAAAAGAGGCAGCCACUCACCUUAAAGGAGCAGAGACCAGCCUGGGGAAGACCAGUAGUAUGUUAAGUUUGCUGCAGAAGAGUAAAGAGGAAUAUGAGAGGCUUGCAGCACAGCUGGAUGGAGCUAAGCAGGAGCUUAAUGAAAAGGUGAACAUCCUCUCCAAGGCAGCCAGUAAGGAACCUCUGGUGAUUAUGGCGGAAGACCAUGCAAAGUCUCUGCAGAACUUGGCCAAUCAGCUGUUAGAAAUCAGACGGAAUACCAGCGAGGAGGAGCUGGUUCGCUGCGCUGUUGAUGCUUCCAAAGCUUAUGACGACAUUAUAAAUGCAGUGAAAGCUGCUGAAGACGCUGCAAAGAAGGCAAAGUCAGCAGCUGAUUCUGCUUUGACAAAAGUACAAAAUGAAGAUCUACCUGGGAAAGCCAAGAAAUCUCUUACAGACUCAGAGGCACUAUUGGAAGAUGCAAAGAAAACACAAAAAUCACUCAGAGAUGUAAACCCAGAGCUUGAAGACCUAAAGGACAGACUGACAGAGGCUACAGAUAAGAAGAAGACAUUGUCAGGUGACCUCACAGCUGUCCAAAAUAGCAUCAAUGCCAUCAAAAGAGAUGAUAUUGUAACAAUGCUCAACAAUGCCAAAAACGUAGUUACCAAUGCAAAUACAAUUACUGAUGGUGUUAACAAGGAAUUAAAACCCAUUGAAGAAGAUCUAAAGAAUCUUAAGGGCACAAUUGCAACCGGACAAAAUGAAAUGUUCAAUGAAGUACUAAAAGAGGCAAGCGACUCUGUGAAUAAACUAAGUGGCAGCCUGCCUGGUGUCUUUGAGUCCAUGAAUCGCAUCAAUGAUCUGAUGCCUUUGGGAAAUAUAUCUGAGAGCGUCAGCCGUAUCAGGGAGCUGAUUCAGCAAGCCCGAGAUGCUGCAAACAAGGUGGUAGUACCAAUGAGGUUUGAUGGCAAUUCUGGAGUAGAGGUGCGGCCUCCCAGUAACCUGGAGGAUUUGAAAGCCUAUACAUCUCUGUCAUUAUUUCUUCAAAGGCCACAAAAUCGAGGAGACCGUCGCAAACGUCAGUUGCCUCCAAACAUGUUUGUCAUGUAUCUGGGCAACAAAGAUACUACAAAGGAUUACAUAGGACUUGCUGUAGAAGAUGAUAAACUGAAGUGUAUGUACAAACUGGGAAACGAUGAGGCAGAAGUCAAUGUGGACACAUUUGUAUCGGUCAAUAAACCAGAUGAAGCCAUAAUGGACAGAGUUGUUUUAGAAAGGAUUUACCAGUAUCUUACAUUAAAUUAUACGAAGGCAUUCACAUCAAAUAAGCCAGACGCUAUUAUAAGUUCAACUAUCAAUGUGCAGCAAGGCACUCUGUUCUCCCUCACUGAAGAUGAUGUUGUCUUUUACGUUGGAGGAUACCCAGAUGACUUCAAGCCGCCGCGAGGAUUGGACUAUCAAAGAUACAGAGGAUGCAUUGAACUAGAUGACCUAAACCAAAAUGGAAUCAGUUUGUACAAUUUCCGCAAGACAUUUAACAUCGACACAAAAAAAGUGGAACCCUGCAAAAGAUACAAGGAAGAAUCAGAAAGAAGUUUCUUUGAAGGCAUUGGAUAUGCCACCAUAAAAUAUACCUUGCCACUUGGGGAUAACCCGCGGUUACGCUAUGAGCAGACCAUACAGACCACAGCAGAUAAUGGCUUAUUAUUCUUUGCAGAAAAAGAGGACAAUUACAUAAGUGUUGAAAUUGAAGAUGGUGUUCUUGUCCUCAAAUAUAAGCUGAAUUCAGGCCCAGUGAAAGAAAUCAAGAGUACCUUUGGACGUGUAAAUGAUGGAAAGGAGCAUUUGACUGAGGUGUAUAUUAUACCAAAGAAUAAAUUUUUACGUGUACGUCAAGGUCUGCAAACCAUAAGUGAUACAGAUGUUGAUGUAUUUACUUUUUCUACUUACUAUUUGGGUGGAGCUCCUAAGUCAUUUAUAGAAAAAUUUGACAUAACUACUCCUUCUUUCCGUGGAUGUGUUAAAAAUGUUAAGUCACCACAGAGUGGAACCGUAUUUUCUGAAACAUACGGAGUCAACCGAAGAUGCUAUGAUGAGUGGAAUAUUAUCCGAUCAGCAGAGUUCUCAAAUGGUGGAACUCUGGGACUGAAACCAGAUGGCUUCACCUUCCCAAGUACCUUUCAAGCAUCAUUUGGUUUUCAAACACCUCAGAACAAUGCUAUUCUGCUUACUCACCAGACACAGUCUGAUGACCUACAGGUCUCUCUAAAGAAUGGAAUCAUAACUGUAGAUACAAAAAAUCUUCAGCUACAAUCAAAGGGCAAAUAUGCAGAUGGUUCAAUGCAUUAUGUAUCUGUGAUAAAGGAGAAUGCUGAGAUGAAACUUUUAGUUGAUGACAAGGAUGUGACAGAAAACACGGAUUCCACCAGCUCCCCAAAUUUAUCACCCACUGACGUCUACCUAGGAGGAAGUGGAUUUAAAGGCUGUGUCACUAAUGUUUUCAUAACCAGAGCACAGCGAAAUCCAGCUAUUCAGGACCUUGCUGCGAACACAGAGAAAAGUAAAGUGUCACUAGGAACAUGCAAGCAAGACGAGGCCCCAUUGCCUCUCAUACUGAAAGCAAUGAAGCAGCCUUUAAGCCUCAGCCUUAAUGACUUUGGCAUGUAUGACCCGAACCGAAAGAGCAUUCAGAAGAGCUGUCCUAUUUAUGCAAACUUGACAUCUUCUCUGGGAUCCUUUAUGUUUGGUGAUUCUCCAGAUGGCCACUUGGCUUAUGAUCUAAACAAGCAGGUUUUCAAAGAGAGGUCACAUUUCUCAUUGGAGGUACGCACUGUCAAAUCAUCUGGCUUGAUACUCUUAAUGACUGACAAACAGGCAUCCAGUUACUUGGCUCUUCAUAUAUCCAAGGGGCACUUUGUGUUUUCCUUGGGAACUAAAGACAACAAGAUAAAAAUAAGAAGCCAAGAUAAAUACAAUGAUGGAAAGUGGCAUACAGUUGUGUUUAGCUGGGAUGGGCUCAAUGGCCGACUUGUCAUUGAUGGGUUAAAGGCUCGAAAAGGAAGUAUGAAAAAACAGUUCAGCCUGGAAGCUAUGACACAACUUUAUCUUGGUGGCGUUCCAUCUCUUAAAGUACAGGGUAUGCCAAAGAAAAGCUUUACUGGUUGUCUGAAAAAUGCAAAGAUAAAUGAGGUGCCCUUAGACAAACCAUCCCACACAGUCGGUGUCAUCCCAUGUUAUGAAGGCUCUUUUGAACCAGGAAUGUAUUUUGCUCAAGAGGCGGGAUACAUCGUUGCAGAUACUACUUUCGUCCCAGGACUUGACUUCGAAAUUAGUUUUGAAAUCCGACCACAAGACCUAUCCAAUGUAUUAUUACAUCUAGGGGACAAGACAGACAACAGACUGAGCCUUUACAUGGAGAGUGGGAAGAUAACCAUGUCUGUGAAUAAUGGUGCUGGCGCUUUUAAAGCCUCAGUUACUUCUCCAGGAGUGUUGUGUGAUGGCAAAUGGCAUACCAUAACAGUGAGUCAGAAGGGAAAUGCUGUUCAUCUCUAUCUAGACAAUGAAUCCAAGCAGACCGCUGGUUCCAACUCUGCACUGCGAUCAAGUACUAAGGCUCCAUUGUACAUUGGGGGAGUCCCAGAUGCCUUGGAAAUGCCAUGGCUUCCGGUCAAGAGAUCCUUUGCGGGCUGUAUGAAGAACCUGAAAGUCAAUAAGAAAGAAAUUAAAACCUUAAAACUCCAUGGUGCCAUCAGCCGAAGCAGAUGUCCUGCAGUGUAACUGAUAAGUCUAUUUCACGAAUCACUCUCCAUGGAACGUUCAUCAAUAUGGGUCUAUUGAGAUCUGCUGCACAGACUUCUUCCCAUAUUAAGGAUUUAUUCUAAGAAUGGAAAAUGGACUCUAAACACUUCUGAUGUCCUUAUUUGCAGUUUGUUAAAAUGUAAAUCCAAUCUAAAUUGCAACUACCUCAAUUAGAAGAGCUGUUAUUUGCAGAUAUAAUGAUGCCUUGUGGGAAAACAUUCUGUUUAGCUGUGAUAGAUUAUAUGGUCUUGGAACAGUUAUCGGGAUAAACUCAGAAUGAAAACAGAGACUGUUUAGCUUUUAUCUACUGUAUUACCAAAAACUGGGAUUUAUUAAGACAAGAUACAGACUUUGCGGUUCCAGCUCUUUAUUGAGGCUGUCCAAUCUUACACCACUGUUCUUAAACGUCAAUAUAGAUAAAACCAUUUUCUAUCACCUACUAUGGAUAUGGUUUUACAUGUUAACACAAAAAGACCAUAACGAAAACACUGAUUUAAUACGAUUUCCAAUUGAUAAAGUUUUUAACAUGAUAUGUGCUAAUUGUAAAUGUUUUGUUAUAACAGAGUUUAUAAUUAAAAUGUAUAUCAACUGUC